AUGUUUGGCUCUGAUUUCCCACUAAUGAGCGAUUCCCCUUAUCAAUGUGUGACGCUUCCUCGGGGGAGGCCACGAAAAUUUGCACAGCUGAACAGCAACUUGCAGAUUCUAAACAAUUACUUCGUCCAGAUCAACACAACUCCGUCGCGGCUUGUGGAAGAAAGGGCCCAGUGUGGCGAUGGAGAAGCGACGUUCUUCCAUCAGACUCCAGAAGUGGGGUCGUUGCAGAGAUGCAGAGAACGACGAGCAGCCAGGCUAGAUCAGCUCCACUAA
Bursaphelenchus xylophilus (pine wood nematode) is the source of this 273-nucleotide messenger RNA. NCBI's taxonomy places the organism in Eukaryota, Metazoa, Nematoda, Chromadorea, Rhabditida, Aphelenchoididae. The record is from the annotation of a GenBank genome assembly.